UUUAUUCAAUUAUGCUGGUGGCAAGACCACGCCUCCUCCUUGUAUCUCCGCCCGCCAUUGGUCGCCGGGACGGGAGGCUCCGCCCCUUUCGAACGUUGCGGAUCCAGCUCUGCCGCCACGCUUUGUUCCGGUCUUCCUGGUCACGUUGGCAGAAGCUGGAGCUAACAUCAGGAGCUCACAUUUCCUAGACUGAGGCUCCGCCCACAAAGGACCGAGGCCCCGCCCCCAAAGAAAGGGGAUGGCUGGCCGAGGAGGGGGCGGAGCCGGGAGGGGCCGUGGCCGAGGGGGUCACAUGACCUUCAGCGUGGAAGCCAUCGGCAUCAUUGGCAAGGGAGAGGCGCUCCCGCCACCCACCCUCCAGCCCUCCCCAUUAUUCCCACCCUUGGAAUAUAAGCCGCUUCCUCUCCAGACGGGAGAAGAAGUCGAAUAUAUGUUGGCUUUAAAGCAGGAACUCAGAGGAGCCACCAAAAACCUGCCGUAUUUUAUUAAACCUUCCGCCCCAAAGAAAGAUGUGGAGCGAUAUUCGGAUAAAUACCAAAUAUCCGGCCCUGUUGAUAAUGCCAUUGAGUGGAACCCUGACUGGAAGCGGCUGCCCCAGGAAUUGAAGAUCCGAGUGCGAAAGCUGCGGAAGCAAAGAGUAUCGGUUUUGGCCCCAAAAUGUAAAUCCCAGCUUCCGACGGAUAAAGAGGAAACCAUCAAGAAACUUGAGACUUUGGAGAAGAAAGAGGAGGAAGUGACGUCGGAAGAGGAAGGAGAGGAAGAAGGGAACGAAGAAGGAAAAGAGGAGGAAGGAGAGGAGGAGUACGACGAGGAGGAGUUUGAGGAGGAGACAGACUACAUCAUGUCUUACUUUGACAACGGAGAAGAUUUCGGGGCCGACAGUGACGACAACAUGGACGAAGCCGUCUAUUGAAGAUGCAUUCUGGGUGCAUCUGCACUGUGGAGUUAACCUAGUUUGGUACCAACAACAUAUUAUUAUUAUUAUUAUUAUGUCAUUGAUUCUGCAGCAGAGGUGGCGCUGUUUGGCCCAUUGGACUCCAGGUGGCGCUGUUGCUCAACUUCAGAAAUAUAUGAUAUAUAAAUACUAUUAUUUUAUGAACUUGUUUUUAAUUUUUGGGGGAAAAUAUUAAAUAAAAAUAGUAUAUGAAAAGGGAAUAAAUUUAUGGUGUUUUCUUUGGGAAUGAAUGCCAGCUUUUCCUAAGUCAUUAUUAUAUAUAAUAAUAUAAUAUAAUGGCCAAUAAUAUAAUAUAACUAGCUGUGCCCGGCCACGCAUUGCUGUGGCAAAGUGGUGGUGGUAUUGGUUAAAAUUUGUUGUGUAAUUUUUAUUUGACUUUAAUUUUCAUUUUUUUAUUAAUUUUAUUGUAAGUUAUAUUUUUAUUUAUUAUAUUUUAUUAUUUUCUUGUAUUAUUUUUAGUUAUUUUCUGUUAUUAUAGUAUUUUAUUGUAUUAAUUUUAGUGUUUUUUUAUUAUUUUUUAUUGGGUUGCUAGGAGACCAAGUUGGAAGAGCUUAGCCUUCUAACUGGCAGCAAUUGGAUAAAAACAAUUAUUCCUCUCUCUCUAAUUAGGACUUUAUUUUUCUUUUCUUUUUGUUGUAUCAACCUAGAGGCAUGGAUGAUGGGUUGUGUUGUCAAAUUUCGAGGUUGGGGGGCCUGUAGUUUUGUUGUUUUGUGGGUCGCCGUGAUGCCAUCACUCUUUUAUAUAGAUAGAUUGAUUCUGCAGCAGAGGUGGCGCUGUUUGGCCCAUUGGACUCCAGGUGGCGCUGUUGCUCAACUUCAGAAAUAUAUGAUAUAUAAAUACUAUUGUUUUAUGAACUUGUUUUUAAUUUUUGGGGGAAAAUAUUAAAUAAAAAUAGUAUAUGAAAAGGGAAUAAA
This is a messenger RNA of Anolis carolinensis (green anole), 1870 nucleotides long. It is a transcript of the gene polr3gl, whose product is annotated as RNA polymerase III subunit GL. NCBI's taxonomy places the organism in Eukaryota, Metazoa, Chordata, Lepidosauria, Squamata, Anolidae. The transcript has 8 exons. The record is from RefSeq and is a predicted model, not a curated record. Gene Ontology annotation, biological process: transcription by RNA polymerase III. Gene Ontology annotation, cellular component: RNA polymerase III complex. Bases 239 to 913 code for a protein of 224 amino acids.